AUGCAUUCUAUCUUAAAAAAUGAUACUUCGAAAAUUUAUAAAGAGUAUCAUCCUCAUUUUGGUGAUUUGCCUUUUAAACUUAAUACAUAUUUCAAAUGCCGAGAUACCACCUUCUUAGAAUGUAAUGGUAUUAAUUUUGUCAUUUAUACUGCAUUAAGUGAGUCCGUAGCCGCCGAAAAUUCUUCUUCAUAUUUUUCUCUUAUUGAUGAAUUUUUAGGACGAGGCUUAAUUUCCUCAAAUAUAAUUUCAGAUCAGGACUUAUAUAACCAAGCUUUAGAUGUAAUUAAAUCAGGGCAAUAUUUGUCAUUGCCGACCUCAAUAUCACUUUUCGAAUUUGCACUUUCUCUACAUACCAAAGCGCCAGCGAUUCAAGCAUACUAUCAUUAUUAUAAUGCAACUGUAGUACCAAGUACAAAAGAUUAUAUUGAAAACCACGAACAUAUGAAGUUUGAUUCAGACUGUGAUGUUUGGGUUAAUUGGUAUAGCAAGCAAGCUUGUAGUAUUGAAGAAUUUAAAAAGCUCACGGGAAUUAACGAUGAUAAUAAAUUCAACAUGGAUAUUAAUAUUGAAAGUGAUGCACCGUUUCCAAAGCUUUUACCCUUUGAUCAUAUUCUACAAUAUAAUGAAAUCACACCUACAGCUAUUUUAUACGCUGAUUUACUUUCACAGAAUUUUUCGACUUUUCAUAAAUUCUUGUCUGAUUUGGCCAAAAACGGAGUUAUAAGCUAUGUUUUGCGAUAUAGACCACCUAAAGAAAAUUGCGACGCAUUAUAUCUAUCUGGAUAUGGUGUGGAAUUGGCUUUGAAAAACACUGAUUAUAUUGUAAUAGAUGAUCGUAAGGUAGAAACAGGUGAUGCGAACGAAAGUGACGAAAGUGUUAACCAAGAACCAGCGCUACAAGAAAAACCAUCAAUUGAUCAUUUAUUUGAUCAGCAAAUAUCCGAAAUAAGACCUUUGAAAUAUGGCGAAAUCAAAGCUACACAAUUUGUUUUGGAGGCCCAGAAUCCAUUAUUAGCACUUUCACAACUAUCACAAGAUUUUCCAAAAUAUUCUGUCCCUAUUUCACAAAUUACAUUAAAUUCUUCAUUUGAAGCAGAAAUUCUAUUCAACCAGCGAUAUAAUACAGGUUUAGAAAGAAAUUCUAUUUGGAUAAAUGGACUAAAUAUAGAUACAAGUUCUGUUAAUCCAUUUAGUUUAUUGAAGACAUUGCAUCGAGAAAGACAAAUUAUAUUAUCUCUCAAAAGCCUUGGUUUGAGUUUGCAACAGUCUUUGGAGUUACUCGCGUCUCCCAUAAUUGUAGAAUCAAAAUCUUCUCAAGAACUUUUUAGAGGUGUUUUUGAUGUACGCGAUAAGUCUGAAAAAGAACAUGUGGUUGUAUGGUUAAAUGAUUUAGAAAAAGACGAACGAUACGCUCACUGGCCUAGUCGUAUUAUUGAGCUGCUUCGUCCUGUCUAUCCAGGACAAAUGCGGUAUAUACGCAGGAAUUUAUUUUCUGUCUUGUUUGUCCUUGACCUCUCUUCAGUGGGUAGUCUUAAAAUUAUUACCGAAUAUGUCAACAUGAUAAUAGCUCGAGAAAUUCCUAUCCGGUUUGGUGUUGUUCCUAUGUUUUCUGAUGAUCAAUCAAAUUCGCGAAUAUUUUACUAUCUUGUGGAUCAAUAUUCUACAUCGUUUGCUAUGAAUUUUCUUACCCAAAUUUAUUCUGAAAUCCAUAAAUCACCAAAAGAUUUUGAUGAAAUAAUUAAAAAAACAUAUAAAAAUAUAGUUGAUGAAAACAAGUUAGAUGACAAAAAAGACCAUAGUACCUUUGAAGAUAUAAUCAAAUCAGAUGAAUCUCCAGUUAGUGAACAAAUGAAGGGUGCAGCCGAGUUCAUUCGACGAUUCCAAAUAAGCCCAAAAAGCAAUGGUGUUUUCUUCGUAAAUGGGAAAUAUUUUGAUAUGGAUGAGAACUAUCAACGUAAUAUGAUUCAAAUGAUCAGCGAAUAUACGGGAUUUUUGCAGCAAAAAGUUUAUGUAGGAGAAAUUAAAGAGGGCACCAAUAUUUAUGAUUAUUUCAUGUCUAUGCCCAAUGUUCCAGCCAGAAGGAAUUCGUAUAUUUUUGUAUCGGAUACUCAGCCUUUGAGAGUUGUUAAUUUAGUUAGCGAUAAAGAGGGAAAUAGUGUACCCAUUAACAAUUUAAGAUAUACCCAUUCUGAGAAUCAAACUGGGGAAGAAAUUUUCGUGACAAUACUAGUCGUUUCGGAUUUCAAUAAAGAAUAUGGCGUAAUGCAAGGAUUAGAAGCAUUAAAUUUUUUGUCUGUAUUUAGAGAGUUUUUGGAUAAAAUUUCAAUAGACAAAAAACAUGUUGAAGGUGGUAGUGAUAAAAACCAAAUUCCAAUCGGAGAAACUAUAAAUUCUGCAAUAUCAGCUGGAUGGCAAAUGAUCGAUAAUUUGAAAGCUGACAAAUAUUGGAAAGAUAUGAAACCAUUCAUUAAAAAUUUGCUAAAAUUAAAAAACGGAGAGACUGCUUUCAUCAUUGUUGGGCCUAUUAAUCCGGAAGAUUUGUUUACCAUUGAUGAUUUCGAACUAUUGACUGAUACUGAAUUUAUCGAACGCAUCAGUCCUGUUAUUGAGGCCGCAACCUCCGUAGUUUCCGUUUCUGGUGUGUCGGACGUUCCAGUUGGCCUCUUUGAUAACGAAGAUAAUAAACGUAAUCUCUUAUACCAAACUAUAAAGAGCGAUUAUGGUCGAAUAAAAAUUGGUCAGGAAGAAACUGCAACAUAUCACAUUGCCGCGGUUGUUGAUCCAUUAAGUCAGACAGCACAGAAAUUGUCAACAAUUUUGAUGACAUUAUCUCAAAUUGAGGGUGUGUACACUGAUGUGUACUUAUAUCCUCAAUUAAAUUUGAAAGAAUUACCAAUAAAGCGUUUCUAUCGAUAUGUUUUGGAGCCUCGGUUGACAUUUAACAUAACAACAGGUUCUCUUAUCCCGCCAACUGCUCAUUUUGCUCACCUUCCAGAAGAUCCGUUAUUAACUCUUGGAAUGGAUGUAAUUCAAUCAUGGCUAGUCGCACCAAAAGCAUCGAUACAUGAUUUGGAUAAUAUUCGUCUGGCCAACUUAGAUAGUCGAUCUAGGGUUAAAGGAGUAGAUGCACUCUUUGAAUUAAAAAAUAUUCUUGUAGAAGGACAUGCAUUUGAUAUUACCUCAAGUGCACCACCCAGUGGCCUUCAACUUCUGCUUGGUACUAGUAAUUAUCCUGAGAUGGUUGAUACAAUUGUGAUGGCUAAUUUUGGAUAUUUACAAUUAAAAGCAAAUCCUGGCGUCUGGACACUCACUUUAAGAGAGGGAAGGUCAAAAGAAAUAUAUGAUAUCCUAAGUGUUGGUAGCGAAGGAUGGUUUAGUCGUACCGUUAAUGAGACUGGUAAUGAAAUAGUUUUAAACAGCUUUGAAGGGUUGAUAAUUUAUCCUCGUUUGGUACGUAAACCGGGAAAAGAAAAUGAAGAUAUUUAUAAGGAUGACGCAAGUGAUAGUAUUUGGGAUUACUUCAGGUUCACAUCGAAACAAGAUAUUCCUAAACAAAACAAAGCUGAUAUAAAUAUAUUUUCUGUGGCAUCCGGACACCUUUACGAAAGGUUCUUGUCUGUAAUGAUUCUUAGCGAUUUUAUACCACACAUGGCUAGAGAAUAUGGUUUUGAAUACGAGCUUGUCACGUAUAAGUGGCCGCAUUGGCUGCGUGGUCAGACAGAGAAGCAACGAACGAUAUGGGGAUAUAAAAUUUUGUUUCUUGAUGUUCUUUUUCCUCUAAGCCUGGACAAAGUUAUAUUUGUUGACGCUGAUCAAAUUGUCCGAACUGAUCUCAAGGAAUUAGUUGAUAUGGAUUUAGAUGGCGCACCAUAUGGAUAUACUCCAUUCUGUGAUAAUAGACCAGAAAUGGAUGGGUUUAGAUUUUGGAAGUCUGGAUACUGGAGUGAUCAUUUGAAAGGAAAACCAUAUCAUAUUAGUGCUUUAUAUGUGGUUGAUUUGCAAAGAUUUCGUCAUAUGGCUGCUGGAGAUAAAAUACGUGGUCAAUAUCAGUAUCUUAGUGCAGAUCCAAAUUCUUUGUCGAAUUUAGAUCAAGAUUUGCCAAAUAACAUACAGCAAAUUGUUCCAAUAUUUUCUUUGCCACAAGAAUGGUUAUGGGCAAAGCGUCAAAUUCCCGAAUGGGAGUCUUAUGACAACGAAGUGGCUGCUUUAGCGGCAAGGAUUGCGCAGCAAAAGGUUCCAAUAUCAGACAAUCAGCAAAGUAUACCAGAAAAAACUGGUUCACGAAAAACGGAGCCAACCACCUCUAUAAUAGCAGCGCCUGUUACUCCCCAUGAUGAGUUAUAA
Molecule: messenger RNA, 4344 nt
Organism: Scutellospora calospora
Lineage: Eukaryota; Fungi; Glomeromycota; Glomeromycetes; Diversisporales; Gigasporaceae
Source: the annotation of a GenBank genome assembly